UUUUGCAUCCUGGCAGUCUUGUUCUUGAGGUGACGCACAAAGGAUUGAGAAAGAUAUUGGCCUUUAAUAAAAGCACAAACACGCAGCAAUGCCUCCAAAUUCAGGUCCAACAUUCAAAAUGAAGACUAUCGUGUGGUUUGUAUUAGUGUUGGGUCCACUCACUGCUGCAGGCGAAGUGGUGUUUGCAGAACCAGGGGAGAGAGCCACCAUCAAGUGUGGGGGCAACAAAGACCCUUUAAACCUGGAUUGGAAACGUGGACAGAAAUUAAUCAUUGGGUAUUUGAGGCGUGGCUCCCCUCGCAGAGGCCGAGAGGAAAUUGCGAGCAGGUCAAGGCUGCUACAGGCUAAUUUGAUGAUUAACAGAGUGAAGAAAGAGGAUGCUGGACAGUUCACCUGUGAAGCAGACAGCAAAAUGUAUAAUCACACACUUUUGGUGGUGUCAGUGUCAGUCAGCCCCUCCGGUGAGCUCCAGCUGGGCAGCAAAGCUACGCUCCAGUGUCAGGUCGAAGGUCUGAGCCCAGCCCCUCCAGUGCAGUGGAAGAGGCCAGGUGUAGAUAAACCAACAGAGUCACACACUGUUAAACUCAAUCCUGUGGCCUCGUCAGAUGCAGGAACCUGGGAGUGUGUAUUCUCUCAGGAUGGGCAGAUCAAAAACGUGAGCCUAGUUAUGAAAGUUAAAGGCGGCUCUAACUCUAAGACAAGUGAUGAUUCACGGCCGCUGGUGCUGCUGGGGCUCAGCUUGUGGGUGUGGGUUGGAAUUGGAGUUGGAGUUGGAGGCCUGGUCGCAGUUUCCCUGAUGUUCGGAGUCACCGUUUUGUAUAAGAGGAUCAAAAGAAGGAAGAGUAAUGUGCUGGACCAAGCAGUUGACUGGAUCUUUUCCCACCUGGAUGACCUGGAGUCCAUGGAUGUGUCUGAAGGAGGUCGAUCAGCUGCAGAGAGCGAGGGUGGCAGGGACCCUCCGCCCGGACCUCGUGUCAAAGACGGACUGGGCAAAUAUGAGCUGUUGGCAUUCAUCAGUCGCAUGGAGACGAGCACAAUGUGCGGCCACUAUGUUUGUCACAUCAAGAAGGAUCAGCAGUGGGUCAUCUUCAAUGAUCAGAAGGUGUGCGCUUCAGAGAAACCUCCCACAGACCUGGAUUACCUCGACUUCUGCCGGAGAAUGGCUGAAUGAGACAAAGGAGCGCUACACUCGGGGUGAAGGAAGAGGGCGUGGACGCUAACACAAACACACAACAUCCACAGCUGCACUCCACCAAGCUCUUACAAACGCCCUGGCACGCUUCACAACUGACCAAACUGUAAAUAAGUCUCUCAGAUUGCAAAUAUACCCGGUUAAAUAAAUUGGUGCAGAUGUACAGAUUAGGUAUUGGGGGGGGGAGAUGUUUUAUUUUCAUCCACUGAGCACAAAAGCAUGGGCCUGAUCAGAGAAGCAGGUUCAAAUAGUUUAUCUGGACAAGUUUUCUGAGUAAAACUCUGAAAUCUGGAUUUUUGCCUGAUGUUAAAAGACCUUUUCCAGGUUUUACUCUACAGUAUCAUCCAGUAACUCAGAAAACCUGCUUCAUUGAACAGGCCCUAAACAUUAGCCAUUCACUCUUUAAUAAGUUUGCUCUAUUAUCACCGUUCCAUGUCCUGUCUAUUGACGUCCAUUGCCAGCAAUGGUCACUGCCCUUUCCCUUCAAAAUACAGUCUAUUGCUUCCAGCCCCCUCUUUUUAUUUUAUUGGACGGUUGCAGCUUAGUGUCACCUCUUCAGCCAAGCACCAACUCCUCCUCUAGCCUAUUCAGUGAGGAAGUAAUAACAGUUCAAGACGAGAGGAAAUGUCAGUAAGUGAAACAAAUAAAUAACAGCUCAAAUGUGUGUUACAAAAGGAAAUAAAAAAAAUGUCAAACACCAAAAUCAA
Scomber scombrus (Atlantic mackerel) is the source of this 1899-nucleotide messenger RNA. RefSeq lists its product as uncharacterized. Gene Ontology annotation, cellular component: external side of plasma membrane; membrane raft. Lineage: Eukaryota; Metazoa; Chordata; Actinopteri; Scombriformes; Scombridae. The transcript has 9 exons. The coding region runs from base 89 to 1171 and encodes 360 amino acids. Gene Ontology annotation, biological process: interleukin-15-mediated signaling pathway; positive regulation of ERK1 and ERK2 cascade; T cell activation. The record is from RefSeq and is a predicted model, not a curated record. Gene Ontology annotation, molecular function: cysteine-type deubiquitinase activity; protein tyrosine kinase binding; MHC class II protein binding.